GUCUUUCUAUAAAAGCAGCAGCCAGAAUUGUCCCCAUCUCCAGUGCCAUCCGAGGACAGUGGAAGUGCUGCUGGAGAUGAAAGACGCGAGUCUUCUGAACCACACCAGCCAGAUUCGUCCCCAUCUCCAGUGCCAUCCGAGGACAGUGGAAGUGCUGCUGGAGAUGAAAGACGCAAGUCUUCUGAACCACAGCAGCCAAAAUUGUCCCCAUAUACAGUGCCAUCCGAGGACAGUGGAAGUGCUGCUGGAGAUGAAAGACGCGAGUCUUCUGAACCACAGCAGCCAGAAUCAUCCCCAUAUACAGUGCCAUCCGAGGACAGUGGAAGUGCUGCUGGAGAUGAAAGAUGUGAGUCUCCAGGCCAAUGCAACAAACCACUACCACCUGGCAAUGCAUGUCUUUGGUGCCCUCACAACUGCAAGCACUUUAAAAGAACUGGAUGACAUGGUUCAAAGUGCUACAGUUGUCUUCUCCAGUCCAUGCUGUGGUGCAAGUGUUGAGAAGCACUUCAAGAACCUGCAAUCGUGGCUGCAGAAAAAAGGGACUCCAUUGGAUGAGACUACCAAGUCUAGGGGUGACGCAGAGGACUUGAAGGAUAUUACAGGAAGCAACAGAUUUGCAAAACGUUGCAAUGCAAUUAUUUCUAAUGCCCCACUGGACAAGCAUGGAGAGGUCAAUGUGUACCAAUGCAAAGGGCUUAUUGAUCACCUCAAGAAAUACGUUCUGCCAUUUGCUGGAUUAUGGACCGGGAUAAUGCUAGGUUUGUCAUAUAACUAUGUCACAUUUCCCUUUUUGGACAGAAAUAUCAGACGAUGUGUUUUCUGA
Carassius carassius (crucian carp) is the source of this 823-nucleotide messenger RNA. RefSeq lists its product as uncharacterized. Lineage: Eukaryota; Metazoa; Chordata; Actinopteri; Cypriniformes; Cyprinidae. The transcript is spliced from 6 exons. The coding region runs from base 77 to 823 and encodes 248 amino acids. The record is from RefSeq and is a predicted model, not a curated record.